This is a messenger RNA of Mobula hypostoma (lesser devil ray), 3930 nucleotides long. RefSeq names its product serine protease FAM111B-like. The transcript is spliced from 5 exons. NCBI's taxonomy places the organism in Eukaryota, Metazoa, Chordata, Chondrichthyes, Myliobatiformes, Myliobatidae. Bases 350 to 2377 code for a protein of 675 amino acids. The record is from RefSeq and is a predicted model, not a curated record.
UCCAGGCAAAUGGGAAGCGUACCAGCACACUGUUCGGGUUUGGGGUGGUAGGUGAGUCAUUUGCUCUGGGUUACCCGACCUCUCGGCUGCUCUACGCAUAGGGAGGAUCAAUUUGAGUUAUUUAGCCUGUGCUGAUUCGCUCUGGCCGGUGAGCUCAGGGAAACUCGGCGGCGAUAAAAUUCAGAAGCAGCCGGAGUUGCGCGAAUUUGACCACCGAUCGCUCUCGGCCAAUCAGAGGCGUCCUGGGCUCGCACGACGUCACUUCCCGGGCCUGCUUCCCUCCGUUGCCGGAGUUACAGGAGACCCCUCCCGAACCACCCCUCCAGUGCUGAGUGCCAAAAGCUGCAGCAUGAACUCCAGUGAUGAAGGCAGCAGGACACCGACGCCUCAAGAUGAUGCAAGUUGCCUCAGAAAUGAUGGGAGGCCUCCACAAAGUGGUGCCAAAGAAGAUUCGAAUUGCCUAAUCCGAACUGCUGAAGAACAUUACCAGGAUUGUCAGCUCAGAAUCGCCAGGAGCAAAAUGACGAGUGACGUUAUCCCAAGGGAUAAGCGGAAGCUGCAGACCAGCAGGUAUGCGGAGGAGUUUGUCCCGAAGAACGGGAAGAUCCUGAAGAACGACAACCAUUUUGAGGCAGGUGACUGGGGCACACCGAUCUCCCUGAAGAAGGAGUUCACCUUUAGCGUGUGCGGAGACCCUGAUAACAUCCAUUACGCCUUCGCUGGCGACCCAGGCGACACCCUGCUGUCUGCGCUCAAUUCCUCCUGCGACUUUGAGGAGAAGGUGAGGAGUGACAGCACCAUCCUCGCAUACGGGGAAGGGCCUCUGAAAGGACUGGUGAACUUCAACAUCCUCUGCCGCUAUCUGCCGCAGCACACCCACUUCCGCUUGGUGUUCCUGCGCUCUGCUGGCCGGGAGGGUGGAGCCGGUGAUCAGCCAACGCAGACGCCGCCGGCGCCUCCCGGCAACCGGUGCCACGUCCUCUUUUACAUCGAGCCCAGCGGCCGAACGGUGGGGAACACCACCCAGCGGAUUGUGGUAUCUGACCGCAUCGCGCAGGGCCAGACCAAGCUCUGUGUGCUGGGCUUUGUGGGCGAGACUGUCCGGGAGGCACUGGCCAAAGACGGCCGCUUCGACGUACGUCUCGAGGAUGACACACACAAACUGUUGGAGAAGGUGGAGCCUCUGUGCAAGAUCCAGUUCAACCACCCUGUGGACGCGCUGCAUGGCCGCAGCUUCCAAGUGGAGCUGAGCAUCGCCAAGAAGAAGCCACACCCCCCUUCCUGCUCCUCCACUGCCGCUUCCUCCGAUGACAGGAGCGCCAGGCCCAAAGGCAACAGGCCUGCCGAGACGCUGCCAACACUGAUGACACCCAAGCGGGAGGCAGAUGGCAGGGCGUCGGAGAAUAGCCGUUACCCCCUGCCUAGGUGGCACGUGGAGGUACGGCGUGCAGCCCUGCUGCGCUUCAAGCAGGCCAUCAGCCGGAGCGCUGAGCUGGCAAACAUGUCAGAGAGGCAGUGCCUGAACCGACUCUACCACGAGGCCCGGUCGCCCAUCCCUGCCCGCACCAUCCGCCGCGUUGGCGAGUGCCUUUCUGCUGUGGGUUGCCUGACCUGGAGAUCGCUCAGCGCCCAGGGCAAUGGCACCUGCUUCCUCCUGCAGGACUCCUACGUGCUGACCAGCUACCAUGCAGUGGAGAUGCUGGCACAGGGCAUGGAGCCAGUCCGCUGGCCCACUGCCAUCCAAGACUAUGCGUAUGUUACCUUUAGCUUUGAGGAGGAUGGGCAGGGGAGCCCCCCACUGAGGCUGACUGGCUGGCUGGAGCUCUACGAUCAGGCCCUCGACUACGCCGUGCUGGAGUUGGCGACCCCGGCUGGUGUUCCAGGCCUGAUGGAGUCUUCAGUCACCCCACCCCAGGCCGGCAACCUUUAUAUCGUCGGCCACCCAGAUGGGGAAGUGAAGAAGGUCUGUCCUUGCUCAGUCAUGAGCAGUGAACAGCCGGGGACUGGUGACGCCACACAAUACCUGGAGAACCUGCGGUCUGUGAUCCCCGGAGAAGCUGCUGAAAGUUAUCUGCCGGAUAUGGUCUUGGUCGCAAGCCAUGCUUUCAACAGGGUGAGACACCCCAACACCAGUCCCUUCCGAGCAGAUUAUCACCAUGGUGCCUCAGGCUCUGCAAUAUUGAACUCAGAGGGAUGUGUGGUUGGAUUGCACUGCGGGGGUGAGACCCACAAGAGGAACAAAGACCCCGAGAAGUUCUACAUUGAAUUCGGGAGGUCCAUCACACUCAUCAUCCAGAAUAUAGUUAGCAAAAGUGACACUGUCACAACCGAGAAAUCAAAGCAAAUCAUUGCGGCAUUACAAAGUUAUUUAAAAUAAAAUGGGUGUACUCAGAGGUGUGACUUUGUGCAGGAGGACUGUUUGCUAGAUAUGGAAGUUAUGUGUUUGGAAAAGGUGUGAUCUAAAGUUUGUUUUGAAGGUUCAUUCUUCAGGUGGAAACCUAUCUAUUGAAGAACACAGACCCCUGUAUUAUACUUGAAUAGUGGUUAUGCCAAUGCCCUUUACCUUGCAUGUAUUUUAAAUACCCAGGCCACUGAGGAAAUAUAUUGGGGAUCUUUUUGUGUGGUGUACAAAGUACAUUUAUAUUCAUUGUCUACACAGCUCUAUGUUUGGGAAAUAAAGAAGAUGAGAAAUUAAAGAAACCUUCACGGUUCCUAAGUGCAGGCUAGAGAAGGGGAUAUGGUUAAAAAACGAAUCUUUUGGACCACAUCCUACCAGUAUCUGCCAUAAUUUAGAUGAAAUAAAUUGAAUUAUUCUAUGUAGUUAUUUUUUUGUUCACUUUUUCCUCUGUAUCCACUCCGUCGUGCUCCUGCCCUCCUCCCGUCUCCCUCCCACCGUCCUUUUUCCCCCUCCCUGUCCCCCUCCUAAAUUCUUUUGGAGGAAUGCACAUUUGUGAGCCAAGUUCAGGAACAUGCUGGUCUUGGGUUGAGCUCAUUGUCAGCCUUUAUACAUUUUACAUUGCUUGAUAGGACAAGAAUAUUGGUACGGUUACUUCCCUACCCAGCUCAGCUAUUGCUGUGCUCAUUCUUCCCUCCUCCGAGCCCGUGAGGCAGGUGUAAUAGGAUCAGCUCCAGGGAUCUGUCUGUGGCCUCUGGUUUAAAUGUAAACAAAGUUACUGUUGGUAUUUGACCAGUCCUGGGCUAGAUUUUGAGGUACUGUAUGAUCUCUGCAUUAGUUGGUCAAAGUGUUUGCCCAAUUUGAAAACUCUAAAUUGACCUGUUUGCAUAUAAGUUGUAAAUUUUUUUUUCUUUUAAGUUCAGAUGAGAUCCUGUGUUAAUAAGUUUGAGUAAUACAAAACAUGAUUGUAGUGAAGUUCAAAGCUGUUUCAAUAAUUCAUUAAAUAUUUGGCAUACCACAACUACUUGCCCUCAUCCCAAUCUCAAAGUUUUCAGGAAAUUAAGAGCAUCUUAAAAAUAUACAAGUACAAACAACUGAAUGCAAAUCUAGCUAAUUUAGAAAUUGGAUCAAGUUUGGCAGGUUUUCAAAUGCUGCUGUAGUGUGCCUAAAGGUCCAGGAGUGUACAUUUAUUCCUCCGUCUUGUGAAAGUUGUUACAAGGUCUUGUUUCUCUUUCAAAUGCCUUCAUUUAUAGGGGGUGUUGUAUGUUUGUGUUGCAUUUGAUGUACUUUACAAUGACACUAGUAUGUCUUAAAAAAAUAAAGUUAGCUUUAUGCCAUUAGUGCACUGACUACAUUAAUUUGUGUUUCACUUUCAAGUGUUACGAUAAAGUUCUGCAAAGCUAUUUAAAGGGGAGAUGGUCCUCUCGUUUGUCUUUUUAGGCUUGAGAAUAUUCUUUCAUGCACUGUUUGGCAAUACUACAAUGAGCAACUGUUGAAUAAAGUUAUUUUCACUUUUUAUUAAUGUGGCCUUUGCA